Messenger RNA from Stylophora pistillata, 1647 nucleotides. RefSeq names its product E3 ubiquitin-protein ligase TRIM71. Gene Ontology annotation, molecular function: zinc ion binding; protein binding; ubiquitin protein ligase activity. The record is from RefSeq and is a predicted model, not a curated record. NCBI's taxonomy places the organism in Eukaryota, Metazoa, Cnidaria, Anthozoa, Scleractinia, Pocilloporidae.
AGGAAAAACUUUUUAAAAUAGUUAACUUGUAUGUUGUACAAAUUCAUUGUCGCUUUACAAGCAACCUUUGAUCCCAGUCCUCGGCUGCAUGACCUAAAAUAUGGCGUUCCAUUUCCGCCAAAAUUCAAUGUUCUAUUUUACAUCGUACUUUCCACAAUAUUUUUUACAUUUUGCGUUUUUCAUUCGAGUUUGCACUGGCGAUUCAACUUUUUUGCAUUCAACAUUCAACGUUUGUUUAUGCAACAUUUAAGUUAUCGCUUUCGACAUUCAACUUUUUAGAGGCAACAGUGUAGUUUUCGAAUUCGACCCUCAAGUUCAGUGGAAUCCACAUUCAUGUUUUCGCAUCCAACAUUUAGCAUUUGUCCUUUUUAAGUUUUGGCUUCCGACCUCCGACUUUGGGUAUUGUACUUGCAAGUUUUCGCGUUCGAUAUUCAACUUUUCGAAUUGGACUUUUACCCUCUGGUCAGUGACUGAAGGAGAUUGUGGGCGCAAUCGCCCUGAGCCACCCCUGUUCAAAAGGUGGACGAUAGGGACGAGAGAAUUCCCAGUUGAGUGGACUUGGGAGACCUUUCUCCACUCCCUAGCCGUCGGGGGACGAUCAUGGCCGGCGGUCGGCAAGAUAUCGAUGCUGCCGCACAAUCUGCUUGUUUAGGUGAAGUGAGAGUUACCCUCUUGAGGGUUGCUGAGCGUCUUUCUUCUCUGGAAGAAACACCACCUCCAAUCAGCACACAGAAUGCAAAUCCUUCUCCAGCUGCCUGUGUAUCUGCUUCUGUUGCUGCUGAACAGCGGAGACUGUUUAGCUGUAGUAACAAUGCAAAACGAGCACGUUCCUCUGGCAGCUCUCUUUCAAAGUCCAAACGAAAUGCCACAUGUACUUAAAGUUUGUGUGUUUAGCUGCUAAGGAAGAGGUCGAACGUCCACCAAUUUCCGUGAAAGAAAGAACGGCACUAGCAAAAGCCGGCUUUGGUGAUGCCAGUAUUACCUUUGGGUAUAACAAAAGCUCUGUUUAUAAUGGAAUCAUCCAACGAUUUCCUCAAUUGAGUGAGGUCGGGGGUUUUUACUUGCUGUUGUUUCAGAGAGGUAUUGGGGAGGAUGCAGGAUUCCAUCGAAUUCUUCCCCCACGCACACCUCAAAGGCUGAAGGAGUUAUGUGGCCAAGCAAAAAUUUUCAUGCGACCUGUUCAAAAGGACAUUGAGCUUGAUGACAAAAGUGGAGAAGAAAGAGAUGCUGACAGUGAUGUCCCUAUGAUUAACUGUUUUAACUGUGGUGCUGCUAUCAUGAUGACGGAUAUGCAGAAGCAGCAGGAAACUCACCAGGAAGGAGCGACCAAGCAGCCUGAAGAUGUUUUUGAGUUCAGUGCUGACAAUGACAGUAACUGGGAACCUCCCAUAAUGCUCCAGCCUUCUCAGCCACAGAAACAGCAGCAGGACAAAGCACUAGUCAGGGGAAAACACCAAGAGUCAUGCAGUGGGGAAGGCCGUUCCAACAGCUGGCAACAAGUAAAACUAUCCUUGAUGAUGACAAAAAGGACUCGAUGAAUUCACCGUCUGAAACACUAGGAACCUGUGGUGAUACUCAGGACCUGAGUGCUGAAUUGAGAAACCUUCAGAAAAAUUUCUCUUCAGAUCAAAAGGAAAAGGUGAAGGU